AUGGCCUCGAGCAUCCUGGUGUUUGCGCCCUACGGAGACUUGACCUUCGUCCUGCAGAGUCUGGUGAAGGAGCCGCGGCGGAAGGGCAGCUCGUUGCUAUCCUACAGACCCCACAAGAGCAAGUUCGCCAAGGUGUACAUGCGGGUGUCGUCGCGACUGGUGAUGCGGGCGUCGCCCGUGUUCAAGGCCAUGCUGAAGCACAGUUUCCGGGAAGGCCUGACUCUGCGCUCCACGGGCAAGGUCGAGAUCCCCUUGCCCGACGAUGAUCCCACCGUGUUUGCGCUGCUCAUGGACAUCGUGCACGGGAACAUUGUGCACCGGGGUCGGCCGCCGCCGCCGAUGGACACCCUAUUCCUCACCAAAAUCGCCAUCCUGGUCGACAAGUAUCGGCUGCAAAAGCAUGUUGCCAUGCACUCGAACGCGUGGGUGGAGUCCCUGCGAGGGGAGAUUCCGCAGACCUUCGGCCCAGACCUGAUCCACUGGCUCUGUAUCUCCUGGGUCUUCCGCCGGCCGGCCGAGUUCAAUUUUAUAACCCGCAUUGCGGAGAGGGAGAGUCUCGGGCAGGACCUGGACACGUACUCCCCCGCACUGAAGGAGAAUCUACCCAUACCGGAGCGGAUAAUAGGUAGGCCACGCUCCCAGCACCGAAACGGGGAUCGCCAACUGACACGGCCAGAUAAUAUCCUGUCCAGGCGGCUCAAGGCAAUCCAGAGUUGCUUCGACGUCAUCGGACGCUACAUUGAUGUUCUGCAGGCGAAAAAGCCGCGCUGUACAUCCUCCCGGAGCGAGUCGCAUAGAUAUACAUGCAAUAACAUCCUCCUAGGAUCUCUCCUCGAAAGCUCCACCAGUCUCGGACUUUGGCCCCCGGCCGACGCGCCCUACAAGGACCUGAAUUUCACGUUCCUGGCCCGCGAGGUGAUGCAGAUCAAGGUCGUCUCGUUCUGUAGCAAGAUGGGGUACACGAACCAUCCGACGGGCUCGCAUGGGGUGAAAGCCGAGAUCGGAUCGGCGCUGGUGAAGUUGAAGACGCGCUUUUCCGGGCUGCACCUGAAAGAUUACGAUUAG
Drepanopeziza brunnea f. sp. 'multigermtubi' MB_m1 is the source of this 1065-nucleotide messenger RNA. The record is from RefSeq and is a predicted model, not a curated record. Lineage: Eukaryota; Fungi; Ascomycota; Leotiomycetes; Helotiales; Drepanopezizaceae.